Messenger RNA from Oncorhynchus masou masou (cherry salmon), 4343 nucleotides. RefSeq lists its product as uncharacterized. Gene Ontology annotation, molecular function: transcription cis-regulatory region binding; protein dimerization activity; nuclear receptor activity. Bases 320 to 3556 code for a protein of 1078 amino acids. Gene Ontology annotation, cellular component: aryl hydrocarbon receptor complex; nucleus. The transcript is spliced from 11 exons. NCBI's taxonomy places the organism in Eukaryota, Metazoa, Chordata, Actinopteri, Salmoniformes, Salmonidae. Gene Ontology annotation, biological process: response to xenobiotic stimulus; xenobiotic metabolic process; regulation of transcription by RNA polymerase II. The record is from RefSeq and is a predicted model, not a curated record.
UUUUAGCGUAUCGGGUCGAGCUUACUUUGAGGAACAGACUGGACAAUUUUCGCGUUUGAAGGACUGAAGUGGAGAUUUGGUGACUUUGGAGUGGACAUAUAGGAGUAGGACCACCGUCAGACCAACGUUUUAUCGACCGCAAAACAACAGAACAGAUAGCCAAGGGCGUUUGGACCAGCAGAAAGUAUGCGAACUUCUCUGUUCGCAUUUGGAACUGUCGGCUACUUCAUGUGUGUUUUGCGUUUAAUGUUCGUUACGCGGAUAAACUGUGGAGGAAAACUUAAACUUGAUUGAUUUGUAUUUAUUUUGAAAAGUCACCAUGUUGGGGGAUGAGGGGAUCUAUGCGGCGAAGAAGAGGAAGAAACCCGUCCAGAAAAGUCUGAAGCCUGCUCCAGGGGACGGUGUGGUGAUGACCAACCCGUCUAAACGUCACCGGGACCGUCUGAACGGGGAGCUGGACCGGCUGACUGGCCUUCUGCCCUUCUCCCAAGAGGUCAGGGGUCGGCUGGACAAACUGUCCGUCCUCCGGCUCAGUGUGGGAUACCUCAAGGUCAAGAGCUUCUUCCAUGCGACCCUGCAGAAGAAGAGUGAGUGUCCGGCCGCCCUCGUCAGUGGGAACGGGAGGAACGGAUGGACAUCCACUUCUAUAGACGGAGUCAGCCUCUCAGAGGGAAACCUACUGCUGCAGGCCCUGGAUGGUUUUGUCCUGGUGGUGACCACUGAUGGCUCCAUCUUCUACGCCUCUCCAACCAUCCAGGACUACCUGGGCUUCCACCAGUCUGAUGUGGUGCACCAGAGUGUGUACCACCUGAUCCACAUAGAUGACAGAGCCAUGUUCCGGUGUCAGCUUCACGUCGCCCACAACCCAAACCAGAAUGACUCAGAGGCCGCACCAGACGCCAGGCAAUCUAGCAGCAGGCCUCGUGGUGAGUCUAUGAGCUACCUGCCCCAGCACAUCCCUCCAGACAACAGCUUCUUCGUAGAGAGAAGCUUCUGCUGUCGCUUCCGCUGUCUGCUAGACAACACCUCCGGCUUCCUGGCGUUGAAGUUCCAGGGGCGUCUGAAGUAUGUGUGUGGUCAGGGGAGGCUGGGGGAUGACGGGGCCACGACCCCGGCUCAGCUGGCCCUCCUUGCCAUCGCUGCGCCCCUGCAGCCCCCGGCUGUCAUGGAGAUCAGGACCAAGACUCUCAUCUUCCAGACCAAACACAGACUGGACUUCGCCCCCAUGGGUAUAGACACCAGAGGUAAAGUGGUGCUGGGUUACUCUGAGACAGAGUUGGUCACUAGAGGCUCAGGUUACCAGUUCAUCCAUGCUGCUGACAUGAUGUACUGCGCAGACAACCACCUCAAAAUGAUAAAAACAGGAGAGACUGGUUUCACCAUUUUUAGGCUGCUGACUAAGGCAGGUGUGUGGGUGUGGGUUCAGGCCAACGCCAGGGUCGUCUUCAAGGCAGGGAGACCCCACUUCAUCGUCGUUCGACAGAAAGCCCUGACGAACCAGGAGGGCGAGGAGCACCUGCGUCAGCGGAGAAAAGAGCUUCCAUUCAACUUUGCCACUGGGGAGGCUCUGCUGUAUGAGUCCUGUUCCUCUCUGGAUACUGCCGUUAUGCCUCCAGGACCACCCAUCCCCCCAGGCCUCACUCCCCCAGGCUCCAGCCCUGAGGACAAGCACCUGGACCCUGCCUCUCUCCUGGGGUCCCUACUCUGUCAAGACCACUCUGUUUACACUCAGUCCCAGGACCCUAGCCUGGACCUCCAGGACCUUUCCCCGGACUUAGACCUAGCCUUCCCCCAGGACCAGGACCCAGGCCUAGAGAGAGCCUUCCUGGACAGCCACGCUCUGCUGAGUGUCCCCGGGGAGCUCCAGGGUCCCCAUAGGCCCAGCUUGGUAGACCCCACAGCCCAAACCAUGAUGGACUCUCUGGGGGAGAUCCUGGGGAAGAUGGGGGCGGAGGGCCUGGAGGGGCUGAGGUUGAAGGAGACAGAGCUGAGGGAGUGGGAGAGCACCCUCUUCAGGAUCAACAUGGAACAGCAGGAUGUGACGGGGAAGCUGGAUGAUAUCUUAGCCAAUGAUGUGUUCUCGUACGUGGAGGAGGCUCUGAUGAGGGAGAAUGAUGGUGGAUGUGUGAUAGGCAGCUUGAGACAGGCCACUGAGCCAAUAAACAGACUCCCUGCUCACAACACUGCCAAUCCGAACGCACUGGGCGUGUUCCCUCACUCCCAGAGUUCCUUAUUGCCAGGCAACAAGGGCUUCAAUGGCGGUAACGGCUCACACAGUGAGAACCGAUGGCAGAUGGGUGGUCCACACAUGACCUCUAAACUCAACAGCUAUAAAGAGCAGAGGCUGCUGGGUAAUGGAGUUGUUAGUGGCAUGGAGCACGGGGUGGGGUGUAGUCCUGGGAUUGUUAGAGAGCCACGCAGUGUUGUAAACACAAACAUACAACCCAAGGCUGCUCACCCGUUUGCAGGGCAACGGACUCAAGGAAGUGGCGGCUAUCUCCAUGGCAACCAAACGGUCUCACAACCAUCCCAUAUUAACAGCCAACCGGAGUCCUGGAUACCCUCCAUCCAAAAUAUUAUCCUUAAUAACCACAGCCCUGUUCCUCUCCCAAACUUCUACAAUAUUCUCCCUGAGGCCUUUGACCAAACCGUGCAGCCCAGCCUGGAGUUAUACCACUCUGGGACUGGAGAUGCAAAAAGGCAGUUCUCAGGGCAGCCCUGUCCGGGUCCUUCAUAUCAGGACCCAAGGCAGUCUUGGCAACAGCCACGGCAAAGUACACAAUGGCAACCUUGGCAGAUACCACAGUGUUUUCCAGCAAAGCCAGUAAAUGGACUCCGUCACACACACCCCAAACACACCACACACAUACCGUCCAAAAACGCAUCCAGAACUCAAACACUCACACACAUACCGUCCAAUAACGCAUCCAGAACUCAAACACUCACACACAUACCGUCCAAUAACGCAUCCAGAACUCAAACACUCACACACACACCCUCAGGCAAAUGUAUGUUUGAAAAAAGGCCUUCAAAUAUCAGUGGCCUUACACCUGCCCAAAACAGGUCACACAGUCCCAUACCUGCCCCAACUCAGUCCAAUGGACCCAGGCCCACUCCCAUUCUUUCCAAUGACUGUAGAAUCAGCUUCUCUACCCAGGCCCCCAAAUUCUUUGUGCCUUACCCUGAAGCAUCUCUAAUCCCAAAACCUUCUUACCCCCAAACCUCCAUUCCUAACCCAACCUACCCCACAGCUGCCAUCCCUAACCCCAUCCCUGCCCUAUCCAAAGGGGCUCAGCCAGGGGAGGGGAUGGCAGCUCUCCCUGCCUGGUCUGGGGCUCCAUACCUGGGCAUGAAGCAUCUCCCAGGCCCCUUUCCCAGCCCCCAGCUGGUUCCCUGGAGCUCCAGGGGGGAUGGCAGCUGUAAUAAUCCCAGUGAAGGGAGCUUGACGCUGGGUGAGAGGGGGUUGGAAGGCAACCUUUUUUCUGGAUGUCCGAUGCCAGGGUUUCCUCCUGAGAACGGACCUGUACAGUCAUCUUUAUUCUACACAGGUCCCUAGCAGUUCCAAACGGUGAUACGGAUUCUUUUCUCUUCACUGGCCUGGCUAACAGAACCACCAACAUCUCCUAGACUCUAGAACUUAGAGGAAUAUGUUACGUUCCCCAGUCUGUGUUGUAGUUUGUGUAUUUGCAUGUGUUUAUUUCAGGAAAUGGCUUCCUGAAUUCCCUCAAGCAGCUGAUUGGUCGACUCCAUGGCUAAUUGGAGAGCUGACCCCGCCCCCUCGUCAAGACACAGCUGUCUCCAGUUACACAUUCAUUCUGAAGCUAUAUAAAAGCCAGUGUUCUGUUCAGGAGGUUCAUGGCUGGGAGGUCAUUGCAGAGAGAUUGAAUGUGAUAGAGAAUCAUUGCUGAGAGAGGAGGCUGAUGGCUGUGGAUAAUUUACUAUGUUAGUUGUUAGUAGCAGUUGGUAUGUUCAGUGAGUUUGUUGCUCAGAUAGAGCUUAUUUGAUGUCCUUUGUUUCUUAGUUUGUUUGAGAAAUUUAUGUUCUCCUGUUUCAUUUGUUCCCAGGGGGGAAGGGAAAGGCACCUAGGGAGUGCUUAGGCAAGAGGCCCGCGGGCAUACAUAUACCCGUAGCAUAUUCACUGUCUCGGCACAAUAGGUAAGACCUGGGCGGACCACCCCCUGUAUUUUGGUUAGGGCACCAGGUGGUGCUAAAUUAGGUAAGUAUUGGUUAGGCAGGUAAGAUAGGAGAGGGGGGGCUUUGAGAUUUACUUUCUUUGCUUUGGUUCCGUCCAGCCCCUUUUCCCCAUAUUACCAUGUAAAGGAAUAAAGUCCUUGUAAACGGUA